UAUUGUUAGUUGCAGCCUUGCAGGCAGCAAAGCACCGGGACCAGGACGCCGGCCGCUUCCCGGGUUAUAAAAGUCAACAGCCUCCGCCCACCACCCUGUCGGCUAAGCAAGCUAAAGGUAACCCCCCCCAAACCUCACCGCCGAUCCCACCGCCCGGCGCCGCGUUCUAUGGCCUACACCUCCUCCCUCAACCUCCCAAAGCACCUCCUCCUCCCCAGCCCCCGCCGGACAAGGCACAGGCCUUCCUCCUUCGUCCCCACCGCCGCGGCCAAGGUCAACGGUGACGCGCCCGAGAGGCCGGCGCCCAACGGCAAGGCACGCAUCAACGGCCAGGGCAAGAAGGGAGUGAACGGGCAUGCGGACCGGAUCCACCUCUCGGUGAGCACGGGCGGCGGAGGCCAGGACGGCUCCGGCCUGCGCGUGGCGUUCCAGGGCGCGCCGGGCGCCUACAGCGAGUUCGCGGCCAAGACGGCGCUGCCCGGCUGCGACACGGUCCCGUGCCGCGCCUUCGCGGACGCGCUGGCUGCCGUGGAGCGCGGCGGCGCCGACCGCGCCAUCCUCCCCGUGGAGUCCACCAUGGAGGGGACGGCGCUGCGCAACUACGACCUGCUCCUGCGGCACGGCCUGGUGGUGGUGCAGGAGAUCAACCUGUUCGUGCACUACUGCCUGCUGGCCAUGCCCGGGGUGCGCGCCGCCGAGGUGCGGCGGGUGAUCAGCCACCCCAUGGCGCUGGCGCACUGCGGGCGCGCGCUGGCCCGCCUCGGGGUGGACCGCGAGCCCGUGGAGGACACGGCGGGCGCCGUGGAGAUGCUGCGGUCCAAGCGGAUGCUGGACACAGCCGCCAUCGCCAGCCCGCGCGCCGCCGACCUGUACGGGCUCCAGGUCCUCGCGCACGGGCUCCAGGACGAGUCCUGGAACGUGACGCGAUUCCUGCUCCUCUCCAGGCCGCCGUCGCCUGUGGCCGUGGCGCUGGGCGUGGACGCCGACGCCAAGACCAGCAUGGUGGUCGCGCACCGGGGCGGCUCCAUGGUGGUCGUGCUCAAGGUGCUCUCCGCCUUCUCCUCCCGCAACAUCAACCUCACCAAGCUGGAGGUCAUCAACAACGAAGGCGCUGGAUCCGGACCAGGCGAGCGGCCGCCGGUGGUGAUACUGGACACGAGCGCCCGGGGCGCACCCACGCUGCGCGCCUUCCCGCACGUCCUCUACGUGGACUGCGAGGGCGCCGCGCACGACCCGCGCGUCCGCGAGGCCAUCCAGGAGAUGGAGAGGUUCGCCGUCUUCGUGCGCGUGCUUGGAUGCUACGCCGCCGACUCCACCGUCUACGAUCUGCAGUGAGCUCUCAGAUAUGAUCUAGCUACUACUUACUAUUCAGAAGAGAAAGCAGCGCGUAAUUUCUGUACAGAUGCAAUAAGAAGAAUCUUCCUUCCUAUAAUUAUUUGCCAACAAGGUCUGCUUUUUA
Zea mays is the source of this 1459-nucleotide messenger RNA. RefSeq names its product P-protein. The transcript has a single exon. The record is from RefSeq and is marked validated. Gene Ontology annotation, molecular function: arogenate dehydratase activity; prephenate dehydratase activity. Gene Ontology annotation, cellular component: cytoplasm; chloroplast. NCBI's taxonomy places the organism in Eukaryota, Viridiplantae, Streptophyta, Magnoliopsida, Poales, Poaceae. Gene Ontology annotation, biological process: L-phenylalanine biosynthetic process. The coding region runs from base 169 to 1335 and encodes 388 amino acids.